CCGAAACUCGUAUCGCGGUAUCGGCCGCGUUUUUUUUUUUUUUCAUCCGUCUCUCCACCGCUUUCGCACGUCGACCGGCCCGCCCCACAGCACGACGACGACAACGUGCGCAGACCUUACGUUUUCCACCGCGUUUCGCCAACGACCCCGGACGUGGUACCAGGGCGGUAAUGUACCGACCGCGGUCGCCGGUGGUAAUCUCUCGCGUAUGCGGGCUUACCGCAUUCGAGUAUACCGCGACAUUGUGACGAUAAGUAAGUACUCGGCGGCCGACCUCGAUCGAUAUGGACUGCACGCGUCGACAGACGUCCGCUAACGACAACCCAGACAAGUGGAGCAUCGGCGUCAGUACGAGCAGCUGAUCGUCGUCUCUCGGGACACAUCUAAACAUACAUUGUUAUUACUUUGUUUUCGAACGCAUCCCAGAGAACCGAGAUUUGGUAAACACAAAACAAUGGCAGAUUGCGAAAAACUGGAACAUCAGUGUUUGGUAGGUGUAUUUGUCUCGCUCGCCUCUGUUGCCGCGUACAACGAAACAUAAUAUCUAUUGUAUUUUUUUGUUUCUAUAAUAAUGGUCUCACCGUCUUACCCCACAGCAAAAGGAGUUCGAAUGGGUACUGAACGAAGAGGUACACUCGAUAUUACACCAGCUGAACAUCAUACUUAACGUGAGUAACGACUUAUUUUCUUCCUUCCCCUCCCCCCGCUGUUGUUAUAAACAUUCCCGUUUGGUUGUAGGAAUGCGUACGACGAUUUCCGUCGUGGGACAACGACAACCAGGUGAAACAGGAAAGGUACAUCCUGUCAACAUCGCCUGACCAAUUGAAAAGCAUCGUAUCUAUAUCCGGCGACACCAUACUGCAGGCGGUAAAAAAAUGUUCUACCGUCAUUCUCUCUUCUCUUAAAACUAUGCAACAUUUACAGUUCACACAUUACGUAUCAAUAUUAUUAAUUGAAUUACCCUUUAAAGGUCGUGUGUUACCCAGCAAAUUACACAAUAAGUAUGUACUCAUCCGGUAUUCCUCGAGUUUGAAAACUGUUAAGUAUUCAAACAAAUGGACAUAACUUUAUCUAACAUAAUCUAGGUAUAGUUUCUCCAGUUUAAAGUAAUCUACAUUUCAUUUAUAAAAUUAAAUUUAAACCCCUCAACUCAAAUAAAUAUAAUAGUUACUGACCCAAAUAUUACAUAAAAACUAUUUUAAAAUCGUGUACGUGUACCAUUUAAGUUAUUUUAUAUAAACUCGGUUUAUAAAACAUAUUUUCAUCUAAAAAGUAUCAGCUAUGUGUUAGUUUAAAAUCAAAUUAUUAAACUUAAAUUUGUAUUCUAUAUUAUUUCCAAUUAAUGAGCCCAGUGUUUAAUAUGCGACCUACUGACAAAUUUGUAGUCUAACUUGUAAUCAAUAACUACAUUAUUUAUGGUUUAGGUGCUUAAAUUUUCUGGAUUUUUCCAAUUUAUUAUGAUUACCCCAAAGAAAAUCUAAAAAUUACUUCUUUAAAGUACCACCCCAGUCAAUAAAAGAUGCUACGCUUGAAAAUCGAAACAAAAUUUCUAGUUGAAAAGUUCUUCGCAGAAAAAAAUUAAUUAACAUCAUAGAAAAAUAAAUACAUUCCACGCUCCUCUUAUAAUCAUAAAAUAACUAUUAUUUAUUUCAAAUUUACACCACCCAUCUUAUAAAUGUUUUUACCAAUUAUCAUUCAAAUUUUAAAAAAUUAUUUUACUUAUCUAUAUUAUAAACAUUAUUUUUGAACAGAAAUUAUUUGCAAUAUUUGAUGAGAUUAGUUUUAAUUAUUUAAAACCCAUUAUAGGAUAUACAAUUUAAAGUUCAACGUAAUCAACAGCAAAUUAUGUAUCGGACCAACAUCCGCAACGAUUGCCCAUGGAAGUUACAUCAGGUUCAAGAUGCAGGAAAUCAUUUAAGACAAGCCAUUUUACAAAUUGAAAAAAUAGACAAGGAAACAAUUUUUAAGUAAUUACAGAGUUUUAUCAAACAAUAGGAUUUAAUAAAUAUAUUUAUUUGUGCUGAUUAUUGUAUAGUUCCUCAGAAGAAGUAUUACAUAUACUACGGAAUUUAUUGGGUUGUUUACAAAGAGGUCGUACAAGUCUUAUAGUCCCGCGUAAACGAACUAUUGAUGAUUUAAUUAAAAGUAGAAACAUGGUAAGUAGCGCCUACUUAUUAAAAUAUCAGAGAUGUUAUAAAAUUGCUAACCCAAUGGUUACGUUUGUUUCAGAAGUGUUUGACACCCAACUUACCGGAAGAUUUGGCUAUUAGUUUUUACAUACAGAGCCAUAAACUAAUAUUCGCUGUUUAUCAAUUGUCUAGUUUGAAUGGUGCAAUGAAGUAUGACACAUACCAAGCUGAGUGUUCUGUACCGUGGUUAAAUGAAGUCCUUGUCCUCUUCACGGUCGCCUUGCAACUAGCACAACAGUUAAAAGACAAGGUUAUUAGUUGUAUAUUCAUUUUAAAUGGUUAAUUAACAUAAUGAAAAUAUUUCUCUUGUAGAUAUGUGUAUUUACCCAAUACAGAGAUAUUACUCAGUUGUCGCGACCUGUUUCCAGCAUUGCGAUACAGUCAUGAAUAUUUCUUUUGUUUUUCUAUUACUAUUUAUUAACAUAAGUAGAUAAGUUGUCAAAGAAGAAGAAUAUAUAAAUUUGUAUAUUUAUAUUUGUUACCAAUUUUCUUCAACAAUCUUUGUCUAGCAAUAAUUUAAAACUUAUUUUUUUAAAUUUUAAGUUGUCAUAAAUAUACUUUUUUUUUUUUUCCAAAAUUGUAUAGAAACCUAAAUUUUCAUAUUUACUAUAUAAUAACAGUAUUGUUUUAAUAGCUACAAAUGUAAUAGUAUUAUCAUCAAAAUUAUUUUUAAUAUAGUUUUUAAUUUUUUUUAUGACAGCACUUAUUUAGUGGUGAUGAUUAUAACUAUAGGACCAUUAUUUAUAUUCUUAAUAUAAUAAAUGUAUAGUAUCCAUAAGUUAUAUUUAAGUGUUCUAGGACAAUAAUUUGAUCUGACUAUUUACUAGAUUUACGGAAUAUGCUCAUAUUCUAAUUUUAUAUUACACACUUUGUGUAUAUUUUUUUUUAAUUACCUUUGAUCUUUAUAAUUUAUUUAAUGCCAGUUUAUAGUUAAUUUGUUAUUUAAUUAAUCUAGGUAUUUAUAUGGAUCAAUUAUUACACUAACAUGGCUGUUUUAUUAUACGAUUAUAAAGUUAGUAAUAGUUAUUUAUUUAAAUUGUUGAAAAAUAUUGGAGAAUUAUACAGCUGAUGUUAAACUAAUUAUUAAUAAAUGUUAAAACAAUAAUAUUUUAGG
This is a messenger RNA of Cinara cedri, 3303 nucleotides long. NCBI's taxonomy places the organism in Eukaryota, Metazoa, Arthropoda, Insecta, Hemiptera, Aphididae. The record is from the annotation of a GenBank genome assembly.